AUGAGGUAUGACGGAACGCAAGACCCGCUGGAACACCUCAUGGCCUUUGAGUCCAAGAUGAACUUAGAGGGAGUGGGAGACGAGGUAACGUGCCGCGCUUUCCCGGUCACCCUGGCGGGACCUGCGAUACGGUGGUUCAACAACCUCCCGCAGGGCUCAGUGACCAGUUUUGCGGACAUCAGCCACACCUUCCUAUCCCAAUUCACGACUAGAAUUACAAAAGCAAAACACCCAAUCAACCUGCUUGGAGUGGCCCAGCGGCCCGGAGAGCCGACCAGGAGAUACCUAGACCGAUUCAACGACGAGUGCCUGGAAAUAGACGGGCUGACGGACUCAGUUGCAAGCUUGUGCCUAACAAACGGGCUCCUGAACGAGGACUUCAGAAAGCACCUCACCAUGAAGCCGGUGCGGACCAUGCAGGAGAUCCAAUGUGUAGCCAAGGAGUACAUCAACGACGAAGAAGUUAGCCAAGUCGUGGCCGCCAACAAACGGCAGUCCUCUUACAACCAAGACCGGCACCGCGGGAACAGAGAAGGACAAAAGGAACACGCCAGGGAUGGCGGUCCGAGCAAGGCACCCAGACCGUUUCCUCGUGUCGGGAAGUUCACCAAUUACACUCCCCUUACCACACCAAUCAUGGAAGUUUAUCAACAAAUCGCCGAAAAGGGAAUCUUGUCGAAGCCCCGACCACUAAAGGAACGAACAGGGGGAAACCGAAGCCUCUACUGUGACUAUCACAAGGGCUAUGGGCACAAGACACAUGAUUGCUUCGACCUAAAGGACGCAUUAGAACAAGCGAUUAGGGAUGGAAAGCUAGCUGAAUUCUCCCACCUCAUUAGAGAACCGAGACGACGGAAUCGUGACCAGGACAGCGAAGACAGGACUCGGGCAGCAAAGCGACGCCAAGAACCGGAGGGCGACGACCAAGGCCUCACCAUAGUGAACGUGGUAACGGCUAGGAAUGCGGCACCUAGAUCAAGGUCGGUGCAUAGGAAAGACGCCAAAGUUCUGGCGGUCUCCUCGUUCUCUGCACGAAGCACGAGGAAGCACCCACCCAUUUCAUUCGGCCCGGAGGAUCAAUGGUUCGACGACGUCGGAGAAAGCCCUCCCAUGGUCAUAACGGCCAGAGUAGGAACCGGUCUCAUCAAGUGA
This is a messenger RNA of Arachis ipaensis, 1152 nucleotides long. The record is from RefSeq and is a predicted model, not a curated record. NCBI's taxonomy places the organism in Eukaryota, Viridiplantae, Streptophyta, Magnoliopsida, Fabales, Fabaceae.